AUGACUGACAAGCCUGGCUCAAAAGGCAACAACGCACUUCAAGACGAAGCCAUAUCUUCGGCUGCAGGUACCAAUCGUCUCGAACUAGAAUAUCCUCGGAUCCCUCUGCAUCUCUCACUUGAAUCUCUGCUGGUUCAUUCCUCUUCCUCCGGCUCGCCGUCUCGUCACGCCAUGUCCACCUUUGGCCAAACCCCGCCUGCUCUCGGUGACAGCUGGGCUUCCCUUACCGAUGUCGAAUCCUCAACCUCAAAUGAAGAAGAUUUACGAUCAGAACAUACUGAUGUCGGGUCUCUUCUCGAUGUGCACAGCUCGGAUGACGUUCAUAGCGCUACCGACGGUGAGGAAUCCACAAAUGAGGAGGAUGUCACAUCUUCAGCAUAUCUACGCCGUCAGUCCCCACUGGAAGCGGGCAUACGACAGGCUACAAGCCUAGAUCACUCACAUAUCGGUGUUUCUGAACUGAACUUUGUCGGAGCAGAGUCUCAAGAAACCAUCCGUCAUGCCACAUACCGUCAUACAAUCGUCAGGCCUCUCACUGAAAUUCAGAAUCAGCAGUUCCGUCGGUGGCGAGAUGAAGACAUAUCAAGCAAAGUCUGCAGCAUCAUUCGCAUGCCUCUUCUGGAAAACGGGCUGGACCUGGAUUCUCUCGAUUACUUCAAAGUGAUCUUGCUGGGGCGGCAUGUCGAGCAAUUCAAGCCAGAGAUCCAGAGAAAGCUCGGCGAUGCGUUGGUCUCACGCCGAGUCUCCUCUGGCAGCGCCAGUCGAACGUCAAUAUCUAGGUUUCAUCUUGUCCCAAGCUCUUUUGGGCCUGGGUCACAACCAGAAUUCGCCGAUCUUGUUGCCAUCGAUAAGCAGAUCGAUUUCGAGUGCUACAACCUGGUCGAGCGAAGAUGUUCUGACAACACCCCAGCAUCGUUGGUCCUGAGAAAUCGUCAAACACGUUCAAGCGUCAUUUCUGAAUGGGAUGGGCGCGUAUUUGUUGUGACCAACCCACGCUGGAUCUCUCCCGAUCUUGCAAUCAUUUGUGUUCACCUUGACGAGAACAACAACUUGGACAGUGAUAGUCUUCCGAUGGUCGAAUUUGCAGAUCGGCAUGGCAUUCCUAGCAUUCUCAUUCGCAUGGACAGAGGCUGGCAGGGCAAUUAUGGCACGGCAGUGAAAACGGACUAUCUCCAUGAAAGUAUCCAAAGCAACCCUGAGCUGCCACCAGGCCAGGCACUUACAUCCAAUCUCCCUGUGGAUAUUCCGGCAUUCUUGAAUCUUGACUCUGCUCUGCUUAAUAAGCACAUCGCCUACCUCAUUUCCUUGUCGGCCACUUCUAGGUCCUAUGAGGACUCCCAAGUGGUCAGCUUGCCGGCCGCUCCUCACGAGGAACAAUCGAGCUUCUUGACGCCAAUCUCGCCUGCCUAUGGCUAUUACCUAAAACGCAUUCUCAUAACCCUCUGGAUUGUCGGCGUUUACUUCUUUCUCGGCGCUCAACGAUGGCCUCUGGCCUUGGAGAGUUUGUCCAGUAGAUCAGCCAGUAUGAAAUCAGCAGUGGAUAUACCGAACAGCGCCGUUUCGGCCCGCGCCAGUGAAGCUCCAAAUGUUUCCCAGACUCACCUGCCGGACCAGAUAUCUAACACGCUUAGCCAUGCGGCUUGGAAGCUCGGUCCAACUAAUCAGCUCCUUGCAAUCCCAUCGACAAGCCCGGCUCCAACAUUGGGAGAGGAGAAUCGACAUUUCCAAAUCAGCAUCAUUGGUGAGAGCCAAUUGAUGGUUAGACUACCCAGAAUAUUCCUGAGUCGCAAGAAGCGGUCACAACUGGAGGUUGUUUUGAUGAAAGGGAACCGGACUAUUCCGGCAGUGGUGCAAGAGCUCUUCGAUGGCGUUUACAGCAUUCAACUUCAGCCUCGCGAUGCUUCCGGAGAUGUUGAGGUCAAUUUGACAUUGACCAAACCUCCUCUCAGCGAGAGCUUGACCUUGUUCUUGGGAAGCCAAACGACAAAUGACUAUAGGCCGCUCCAGACGGUUCUGCAUGCCAUCAACGGGACUUUGCAAGGUGCCAUCAAUCAGUUGUCAACCUGGUUGCCUGACUGGCGUUCCAAAAUACCUUCUCAGAUCCUUGAUUCAGAUGUUGGGAAACUCAAAGACUUGAAAGAGAGCAUCAAGGGAUUGCGGAUCACUUAUGUGACGUCAAAACGAUCUACUCUGAAGAGACUGUCAGUCCUGCAGACACAAGGUUUGACUGGCGCGAAGAGUCUCCACGCUGACAUGACUUGUUUGAUGGAAGAAGGCGUUGUCCAGGGAAGAAGAAUUCUGAGGCAUCUUACAGACGGAAUUCACAAUGCUCAAGCAGGCUUGUUGGGACUAUUCAAGUCUGUGGAUGCGGCCCAACUUUCCGCUGAACUGAGGGCAGGUAUACUUGCAAAGAAACUGGGUGUUGCGCAAGGUAGUGCACGGCAUAUUGUAUCCAAUGCCGCUGGCAAAUUGAGAAACAGGGAACGCCGGGACUAG
Molecule: messenger RNA, 2496 nt
Organism: Capronia epimyces CBS 606.96
Lineage: Eukaryota; Fungi; Ascomycota; Eurotiomycetes; Chaetothyriales; Herpotrichiellaceae
Exons: 1
Coding region: 1-2496 (831 amino acids)
Source: RefSeq, a predicted model, not a curated record